AUGCGUCGAAUUUAUACAUUGUCAGAUAUAGGUGAAGGCAGUAAAUUAGGUGACAUACCAUUUAGUCGAUAUCUGCCUAGUCAAACAGAACUUGAAAAUCAGCUUGCUUGUGCAAAUCGAGAUCGAGAAAUUGCUAUAGAGUGUGGCAAUCAACUUGCCAAUAAAUGUUCUAUCUUAGAUAAAGACAAUAAGUAUAUACAAUGUGAUCUAAAACAAUCUAAUAAUGAUAAAGAGAAACUCUUCAAGCAUACCUACCAGCUUAUAAAUGAGAUUUCCAAUACUAAAUAUGGAGCCAAGGAUAUCAUUCGAUUGAAAAAAAUAAAAUCACUCCAGUCAAUAAACAAAAUAUUAAAAAGUAAGUUAGUGUCAGCUCAGAAGGAUGCAUUCUCAACUCAGAAAGAGAUAGUAAAAAAAAAAUCUGAGAACAUAUCUCUCAAGUUUGAAUUAACGAAUAUAAAGAAUGAACUAAUGAAUACAAAAGAUAAAUUAGCUUCAAAAAUUAAAAAAAUUGAGUAUUUAGUCGCUUUACGCUCUGUUUUACAGAAAACAAAGGAUAUAUUAGAUCUUGUAGAGUUAAAGACUCAUUGCUUUGCAAUAGUUAUGAGAGGUAAGGAAAAAAAUAUGCAAAGUAAGGAACAAAGUUUCAUAUCGAAUUCUAAAGAUACAUCUGAAUCUAGACCCAAAGGGUCAUUGUUUUGCAGGCUCUUUAAGGGUGACUCUUUGAGUCAUAAAAGUCUUGCAAAAUAUUUUAAAAGUAAAACAUUACCAAUUAUCACAAAUAAUCAGAAUUUAGAAUUAUUGAUUCAAGAUAUUACAAAUAAGCAGAAUCUGGAGUCAUUGAUUCAAGAUAUUACAAAUAAGCAGAAUCUGGAGUCUUUGAUUCAAGAUAUUACAAUAAAAGAGACAGUAUGCACUGGCAAGGCUUUAGUUAAUGAUAAGAAUAUUUUUCAUCCACUCCCGCCUUCUUAUUCUUUGAACUCGAAGCCAGAUUAUAGCUACUGUAUGACCACCUCCAACAAUUUGUUUUCUGGAAUAUACUCACAGAAAAUUAUAGAUAUGAAUUCCCAAGAAGCAGUGCUUCGAAAUUAUGGCUCAUCGAGCUUAUUUUCAAAGAAAAUGAGUUUUACUCUACCACCUAUAAAACUUUAUCUUAUGGAUAUAGAUGAAGCUAAUAAACAUGAAUCAAUUCGAAAUGUUGAACAUCCAGCAAUAUCAUGGCCUUUCAGUAAAGUAUUUACUAGUAUGAGUGAUAAAGGUAAGACAAAUAUAGUUGGAAAUCUUGUUCUGGGAGAUAAAGCUAAAAAUAUAUACAAAGGUAAAAAAGGAGAAUCCCAAUAUAUUAAGUGUGAUGAUUUGAUAGUUUGUAGAUUUUAUCCAGAUGAGCCAAAAUGGGCAUUUGUUAGAUAUAUAUAUGGAGUAAUCGCAGGUAAUCCUAAAGCAUCUUACUAUGAAAAUAUAAGAUUUAAAUAUAUCUCACCUGAAAAAAUUCCUAGUGUAAAAUCAUUUUUUCUAGAGAGGAGUACUAAUAUUAGUUCAAUUUACAUAAUGCAAAAAUAUCAUCAUGUCUUGAUAAUUAUUCGUGAAAAUCUUACCCACUUAGUUAUAUUUAAUGGAGGCAGUAGUUAUCAGGAUGUGUCCAAAAUAAUUGGACGAUAUACUGAUGAUGGUAAGAAUGCAUCAAUGGUUAUUAAUAAUUAUCUUCAAAAAAAUGAAUUUAUUGUAUUUGAUCUUACUAGGUCAGAGGAUGAUCCAUUAGCAAUUCGUUUAAGAUUCGAUACUCCACUGGAUUUGCAGAAAGAGAUAGAGUUACGUCAAAAGCACAAGAUAAAAAAUGCAUUGCCAGCUGAGCCCACGAAUUCUGAACUCAAAAAAACUGAAAAAUCGAAUAAAUAA
Molecule: messenger RNA, 1893 nt
Organism: Cetraspora pellucida
Lineage: Eukaryota; Fungi; Glomeromycota; Glomeromycetes; Diversisporales; Gigasporaceae
Source: the annotation of a GenBank genome assembly